ACUUGUACAGUUUCACAUCCACACCUUUGAGUACUUCUCAAAUCUUGGCUUGAUUGAUAAAAAGUAACCACAUCACAGAGGUAGCAACCACUUCUGUUUCAUUAAGACUGGCCCAUUGGCAUCUUCAAAACCAAAAGAUGGUUUAUUCAUCUCUGCAACACUACCCAAAUUAGUUUUUAAGCUUAAAUUUUGAUCCCCCCCCCCCCCCCCCAGGAAGCACUUAAAGUUUGAGUCUCCAAUGGCUGUAACCUCCAGAAUCAUGCUGAUGACUUGCAUCAUCGCCUCACUAAUCUAUAUUUCCACCACUCAAACCUGCUCAAACUACACCUUUUCAACUAACCAAGUAUUCAAUUCCUGCAUCGAUCUUCCUGUACUACAUGCCCAUCUGCACUGGAACUACAUUCCAUCGACCACAAGCAUUCAUAUUGCUUACAGGGCAACUCAAACUUCUACAGGAUGGAUUGCAUGGGCAAUCAAUCCGACUGGAACAGGGAUGGUUGGAUCACAAGCUAUUGUUGCUUUUCAGAAUUCUAGUGGUAUUAUGACAGUUUAUACAACACCAAUAACCAGUUACACCCCUUCGAUGCAACCGGGGACUCUCAGCUUUUCCGUUUCAAACUUCUCAGCAAUAUAUGCCAACAAUGAGAUGACUAUCUUUGCUGUUUUUGGCCCACUAAAGAAUGGAACUACUAUUAAUCAUAUCUGGCAAGCUGGAAGUUCAGUUUCAAAUGGCAUCCCUCAGACUCAUCCAACAUCGGGACCCAAUGUCCAAUCAAUGGAUUCACUGGACCUUCUUUCAAAGUAGAAACAAAUAUUAAACUUCAAAAUGACUGUGUCCUCAAGUUUGUCUCCUUCGACUACAACUAUCUUUGCAAGUACAUUGACUUUGGUCCUUUGUUCAGUCACUACUCUUGCUAUGACUAUAUUCACCAAAAUUAGUAGCUUUCACGUGGUUGUUAUUGUAGACACUGCAGAUCUAAGAAUAUACAGUAACUUCCACAUUAAUGUAA
Messenger RNA from Alnus glutinosa, 1010 nucleotides. Its product is annotated as cytochrome b561 and DOMON domain-containing protein At5g47530-like. NCBI's taxonomy places the organism in Eukaryota, Viridiplantae, Streptophyta, Magnoliopsida, Fagales, Betulaceae. The transcript has a single exon. The coding region runs from base 239 to 805 and encodes 188 amino acids. The record is from RefSeq and is a predicted model, not a curated record.